This is a messenger RNA of Colletotrichum spaethianum, 3372 nucleotides long. RefSeq names its product nuclear GTPase SLIP-GC. The transcript has 4 exons. The record is from RefSeq and is a predicted model, not a curated record. Lineage: Eukaryota; Fungi; Ascomycota; Sordariomycetes; Glomerellales; Glomerellaceae. The coding region runs from base 1 to 3372 and encodes 1123 amino acids.
AUGCCCCCAAUUAAGAUGGAGGGCAUCAAGGCUGAGCACUUGGAGGGCAACCUGAACAGCUUGCCCAUGACACCCGACACCAUGCUGCAGCAUUCUGUUCGAGGAUCUGCUGCUUCUCCUUGCAUCACAGCUCCGUCGUCGGCGACCACUCUUCCAGCCGACACGCCGCUCCGUCCAAUCAAGGCUGAGCCAACUUCUGCUUCGGUCAAGCAAGAGAUCAAGCAAGAGGAAUUCCAUGCCGCCAUGGACUCCAGUGUUCCAGCUCGCGAUGCUUCGACCUCGGCGUCGGACUCAGUGCCCGCCUCGGCCCAAGAACCUGAGGAGACGAGGCCUCAGGAACAUGAGCCAGACCUUCUCGAGCAGUGGACCAAAGAGACAUCGUCCGAGGUCCUAGAGGAAGGCGUCAAGAUUGGCAUGGAGCUUCUUGAAAGCCUCAAGGUCCCACUCGGUCUCACGGCCUCUCUUCCAGAGACCGAAAGCUUGACGUGGCUGAAAGCCAUCAAUCACAUUCAGGCCCGUUCUCGGCCACCCAAGACUAUUGUCGGCGUCGUUGGCAACACCGGAGCCGGCAAAAGCUCUGUCAUCAACGCCUUGCUCGACGAAGAGCGACUUCUUCCGACCAAUUGUCUGCGAGCUUGUACUGCUUCUCCGACUGAGAUUUCCUACAACUACUCCCAGGACCCCGAGGAGCUGUACUGCUCCGAAAUCGAGUUCAUCUCACUUGAGGAGUGGCACAAGGAGCUUCAGACUCUCUUCACGGAUCUUCUCGACGACGGUGGCAAAAUCUCACGAGAGUGCACAAAUGAAGACAGUGAGGCAGGCAUUGCAUACGCCAAGAUUAGGUCUGUCUACCCUUCCAAGACAAGGGAGAUGAUUGCCGAGAGCAGCCCUGAGCGAUUGGCCAAUGAGCCUGCAGUUGCCCGCGUUCUUGGCACUGUCAAGACGCUCAAAGCGACUACGGCCAAGGACCUAUAUGCUAGCAUGCAGCGCUAUGUCGACAGCAAGGAGAAGAAUCCGCACACCAAGAAGGAUGUACCCAUGGAGUUCUGGCCGCUGAUCAAAGUGGUCCGCAUCUACACCAAAGCCAAUGCUCUCUGCACUGGUGCCGUCGUCGUUGAUCUGCCUGGUGUUCAAGAUUCCAAUGCUGCUCGAGCCGCUGUUGCCCAAAACCACAUGAAGACCUGCACCGGUCUUUGGAUCGUCGCUCCCAUCAACCGUGCAGUCGACGAUAAGACGGCCAAGUCCCUUCUCGGCGACUCUUUCAAGCGCCAGCUCAAGUACGACGGUAUUUAUUCCGCUGUCACAUUUAUCUGCUCCAAGACAGAUGACAUCUCAGUGACUGAGGCUGCUGAGAGUCUUGGCAUUGACUCCGAAAUAUCCGAAUCCUGGGCCAAGAUCGAAGCCUUUCGAUGCAAGCUUCAAGGCCUUAAGAAGGCGCUCAGCAACGCUAGGGACGAGAAGUCAGAUCUCAUUGACUGUCUUGAGCAGGCUGACAGCGACUGGGACAAGUGGGACGAACUCGCGGCCAAGUUUACAGAGGGCGAGACCGUUUUUGCUCCUUCCGAAAAGAGCAAGAAACGCAAGCGCGGAUCCUCCACGUUCAAGAGUCGCAAGCACUGCAGAUCGUCUGAAUCUGACGAGAGCUCGGACGAUUCGGAUCUCAACUCGGACAGUGAUAAGGAAAACAACCCCGACAGCGAGAAUCGACAGCCGUUAACCGAGGAUAAGAUCCAGGAGAAGUUGACUGACCUCAAGAAUCUGAGGAAGGAGAUCCGCCAGAACCGCAAGGAGGUAGAUGCAAAGCUUUCAGACAUUCGACAGGAGAUAAAGAAGGUUCAGUCGGAGGAGGAGCACUUGCUAGGCAAGGUCAAGUCUGUUUGCAUUCAGGGUCGAAACGGAUAUUCGAAGGGUGCGAUUCAACGUGACUUUGCCAUGGGCAUCAAAGAGCUGGACCAAGAAGCUGCCAUUGAGGAAGACGAACAGACAUUCGAUCCCGACAAGGACAUCCGUAACUACGACGAAGUUGCCCGAAAUCUUCCGGUGUUCUGUGUCAGUAGUCGUGCUUACCAGAACAUGCGAGGCAGACUGCAAAAGGACGACUUUAACAACGACGGCUUCCGUGAUGUUGCUGAAACUGAGAUCCCCCAGCUUCAGCAGCAUGCGAAGAAGCUCACCGAGGGCGGUCGGGCUGCUCAUUGCCGUCGUUUUCUCAACGACUUGAGGCAGCUCCUUAACUCAAUGAAAAUGUGGGCUGCAAAUGACGGGUCUCGGUUUCAUUGGAACGACCGAGAUCGCUGGCAUGAAGAGACGAACCUAAGGGCUCAGUUAUCUACCCUGGAAAAGGACUUUGCCAAGGCGGUCGACGAGUGUGUCGCUGCCGUGGAGAAUGCACUGUCCGAGAGCAUCUAUGAUGUCUUCGACCAGACAAUCCCAGGUGCGUCAAAUGCUGCUGUCCCCACGGCGUCGGGCUGGGGAGCACAUCGCAACGACGGCGGUAUGUUCUGGGCCACUUAUAAGGCAACUUGCCGUCGGGCUGGUGUGUACACUGGCGCCUCUGGUCCUCGCGACUUCAACGCGGAGCUGUUUGAACCCAUCUCCCGGCAACUCGCUACUGGGUGGGAGCGGGCUUUCCAGCGUCGCCUUCCACAAGCUCUUGAAAGUUUCGCCAUGAGUGCUCGAUUGCUGCUGGAAAACUUUCAUCGGAGUGCUACCUCCCAAUCACAGGAGCGCGGCAGUAAUUACGCUGGUGUCAACAUGCUGAGCAACCAGCUGCGAACGCAUACAACUCGCUUGAAGGAGAUCCCCGCGAUGCUUCACACCGUCGUCCAAGAACUACAACGUGAAGCCAGUCGUGGGUUUCAUCCUGUCAUCCAGGAGGACAUGCAACCAGCGUACGAUAUUUGCGUCGCGGAAAACGGUCCUGGUUCCUACGCGCGCAUGAAGAGUCACAUGGUCAACCACGUUGAGGACUCACGCCACACCAUGUUGCGUCACUCCACCGACAGCGUCAAGGAGCAACUUCGAGCGUUGUGCAAGCGAGUCGAGGACGAGAUGGCCCAGCAAGUCCAGGACAUCUACAACCUGCUUGCGCGAGACUACCUGGCCGUCCUUGUGGGCAUCGAUAACAACGUCAAGCACACCAGCCUCUCUCGGGCCGAGCGUUUGCUUCGGGCUGAGAUGUGUCCCAUCCUGGAGAAGACGGACCAGUGGUUCGCCCGUUCCGACUCCACGGACGGCCCUCGGGCUAUGGGCACCUCCGACAACAUGGAUAAUCCUUUUGGCGAUGACGAUGAAGCUGGCUUGGGCAACCUUCUGGCUGCCCAACUUAGCGGAGGCGACAAAAUGGCUGCCAAGAGGGAAUCAUUUAAUUAG